CACGCGGAGAGCGGGGCUUGAGCCAGCCAACAGUUUCUGUCAUUAACGGUGGGUAGGGAGGGAUAGUGAGAGGAACAAUCUCGGAACGUCAGAGAGAGAGAGGGAGAGAGAGAGAGGGAAAUUGAGAGAGUGAGGGAAAGAGAGUGAGGGAGGGUGAGUGAGGAUCAUAUUUAGGCUACUGCCGCUCUCCUGUCAAAUAAGCGCUUCACUAAACAGAUCAAAAUGACUAGUCAGUUCGAAGAAGAUAUCCACGACCGGGGAGAAUGUAAGAGUAAAUCGCCCACUCUGCUCUCCUCCUAUUGUAUAGACAGUAUUCUGGGCCGACCGAGCCCCUGUAAAGUCAGGCUGAUAGGGGCGCAAAGUUUGACAGCUCUACCCGGGAGACAGGAGCACGACAAGCAGACCGAAGACACAGACAUGCACCUUCCACCAAAGAUGCGCCGGCUCUACGGACCAGGGGGGAAGUACCUGGACCACGGCCGGGGUUUAGUUCAUGACAUAGGGGAGAAAUUGGACAAGGAGAGGCUCCUGGUGGACCAAGCCUGUGAGAGCCUCAAAAUCAUCCAGGCUCCACAGGUGAGCAUCAGCCGGAGCAAAUCGUACCGGGAGAACGCGUCCCUGAUCCGGGGAGAGGGAGGCCAGAGUCCCACUGAAGGGCCGGAAGAUGGGCCUGGACUAAGGCUGGGCGAGUUAGGGUCGAUGAAGUUUGACGAGGACGCGGGAAAAGAGGAGGAGAGCUGCGGGGAGACGAUGGGUCUCUCCCCGAAGGACGACGAGAGGGAGAGCCUCCACGCCGGGGAUGGAGACGUGAGGGACGGCGAGGACAGCGUGUGUCUGUCGGCAGGCAGUGAUUCGGAGGAAGGAAUGCUAAAACGCAAGCAAAGAAGAUACAGGACUACAUUCACCAGCUAUCAGCUGGAGGAGCUGGAGAGGGCUUUCCAGAAGACACACUACCCCGACGUCUUCACCAGAGAAGAGCUUGCGAUGCGGCUGGAUCUGACCGAGGCGCGCGUCCAAGUAUGGUUUCAGAAUCGUCGUGCUAAGUGGCGUAAGCGUGAAAAGGCAGGUGUCCAGACGCACCCCUCUGGACUCCCUUUCCCUGGCCCCCUGUCAGCCGCCCACCCCCUCAGCCACUACCUGGAUGGCGGUCCCUUUCCCCCACACCCUCACCCUGUCCUAGAGUCUGCCUGGACAGCUGCUGCUGCCGCAGCAGCUGCAUUUCCUGGUCUAGCUCAUCCCCAUGGCAACCACUCAGGCCAGCACCUAGGGACACCGCUGGGCCUCGGAACAUUCCUGGGUACAGCCGCUAUGUUCCGUCACCCCGCCUUCAUGGGACCCACCUUCGGCAGGCUCUUCUCCAGUAUGGGCCCUCUGACCAGUGCUUCCACCGCCGCUGCACUCCUCCGCCAGCCUGCCCCGCCCGUCGAGACUCCCUCCAACCCUCCGCCAGUCCUCUCCGAACCUUCUUCCUCCUCUCCCUCCUCCUUAGCUGCAGCGGAUCGCAGGGCCUCCAGUAUUGCAGCUCUGAGGCUGAAGGCUAAAGAGCACUCUGCUCAGAUCACCCAGCUCAACAUCCUGCCCAGUGGAGCUCCUGGGAAGGAGGUGUGCUGAACAGCUGUUACCCCACCCAGCACUCUCUUUCCUAAGCUUCUGUCCAUCCCCGGUCGCCCUCCCCACCUCUCAAAUCCCUGCAGAUCUGGGAAAGGAGUGGUGGAUGGAUCCAACCCUGACCCCUGAUCUCUGUCUCCUAAACCCUGAUCCUCUCUGGGCUGAAGACUCCUUUCCCAACAGCCCCCCCCCCCUUCCCCAUACCUCUUACCCUCAAACAAAAAGCACGACCAAAUUCAAAUAGCACUGGCAAACCAGAGCGCUGUGUGUGUGUGUGUGUGUGUGUGUGAGAGAGAGCAUCAUCCCCCCCCCCCCCCCACUCUUCCAGGUCUCCUGGAUGAGCGUAACCUUUAGCUGUAGAGCCCUUUCGUCCAGAAUCUGACACACACACACACCUCCAUAGUGAUAACCCAUCUCUAGCUCAUGCUUCCUGGUUCACAAAGUCCACUUUCUUUUCUGUGACAGAUAUAAACUACGAUCUCAGCGGGGUAAACUCCAUGACUACCUGCUGGUUGGACACACACAAACACACACACACAUGCGCGCUCACUCGACUCCGGGGAGAGAGAAAGAAUGAACCAGAACUAGGAACAGUGGAGACUGUGGCAUUUGUCUGGACCACAUGAACUCAGUGCCAUAGCAGUCUGAGGAGGUCUCCAUCCAAGCCAAAGCAACCAACCUGUCCAUAGACCUUUCUGUCCUCCUCUGCAACCCAACCUGUUGCUGGCUCAAUAACCUGCAUCGAGUUUGUUCUUUUGUCUUCACUGAUACUUACAUUAUCAUCUGGAAGAGUUAUUGGAAGAAAAUCUACAAAUGUUCAGCUAAUUGAGUUUCACUAAAGGACAAAUGGAGUGAAGUUUAGAUUCUAUCCAGUGUCUCUUAUAUCUGAACUGUGUGAGAAAGAAAGUAAACUGCUGUAAAUAUUAUUGUAAAAAUGAAAAACAAAACAAAAAAGGAUGAUUUUCAAAACAGAGCCUUGUAUAUUUCAAAAAGACAAUGUUUUGAGAAGUUGCACUUGGUGUAGUGUUUUAUGAGUAUGAAUGUGUCCCUGUGUAAAAUUCCCCUGUGUUUAUGGAAUAUCAUAGGUUUUUAGAUGAUUAUUUAUGUCAAAACUGUUCCACAACAGAUUGAGUGCAGGGCAGGAUUUAUUUUUACUUGUUUAAAGUGAUUGUCUACAUUUCCUGGUUUAAUAAUAGAUGGAAAAAAGAGAAUUGAAUAAAUGAAAGUGGUGAAAUGAAAUAUGCUUUAGAUUAUUAUUUAAACCCCUUAUAGAACUGACAAAU
Molecule: messenger RNA, 2891 nt
Organism: Oncorhynchus kisutch (coho salmon)
Lineage: Eukaryota; Metazoa; Chordata; Actinopteri; Salmoniformes; Salmonidae
Gene: arxa
Product: aristaless related homeobox a
Exons: 5
Coding region: 223-1611 (462 amino acids)
Biological process (GO): regulation of transcription by RNA polymerase II
Molecular function (GO): DNA-binding transcription factor activity, RNA polymerase II-specific; RNA polymerase II transcription regulatory region sequence-specific DNA binding
Source: RefSeq, a predicted model, not a curated record